UGGCAAACGGCUGGAUACGAAUCCCAACCAAUAAUGAUUGGUAAAAGCUGGCAGGCUAUGCCUCCGCUAAUAAUUGCUGUGGUAUAUCAACGUGUCUCCCCUGAAUAUCCAGUUCAUCGCCGUUGCGUCGUAUCGAUACGAAAAGAAGCACUCCAAGUGACGAAUCAAGCGUGGCCGAAACAAGCCAACUUCGAUCGGUCGUGUUCCAAAGUGAAACGUGCGUUGAUUGUUUUGUACAGAAUCAUAAAUCAACGAAUCACAUUCUGUUUCAGUUUAGGCCUACUUUGACUGUCUGCUAUCGCUGAGGAGUCAGUCCACUAAUCAGUGCGGAAAUGAUUAUUAAACUACGCGCUAAUCUUCAUUUCAGAAGAAGUUCUGAAAGUUUGCUGUAGCUCAACAUAAUUUAGUCCGAAUCUUUCUUCUCAAUGACGACGGCCGGUGGAACACGCAAUGGAGUAACAAAACAACAGAAAAUAAACUUCGCGGCUGAUAAGGCAGUGUGUAAACGGGAGCCAUAGGUGUGCAAAUAGAUCGAGCUUUCUAUUUAUUUGGAUGGUUCUAAAAUAAGUGUGGCUGUGUGAGACCUACCUAUUGGGUAGAGAUUUGUUAUGAACCUCGUUCUCGUCACUCGUCAGUGCAUCAUCAGCUCUUUCGCUAUGAUGAGACGACGCUGUUCUGUGUACCUGUGAUAAAGAGCCAUUACUCACGCACGGAGAUAAAGUUGAAGCGUCGACGCCAAAAGGCAGCAAAUCAAGUCGUUUACGUGCCUCCAAAAACAGUGAGGAAAAGUGAAAACUUGAAUGAUUAGUUCAUGUGUAGAUGUUAGAAAAAGUGGUAAGAUUAGUAGGCGGAAAAGUGGGUAACAUUACCGAGUAUUGUUAAACUAGUAGUCAACAGAACCAAGCAUAACGAUGGAUGAUAUAAACUGGAAUAAAAUUAUCUACAUUGAAGAUGAACAAAAGCUCAUUUACUUCGACCAGAAAACGUACAAACUACCAGAAGCCAUCCUGAACCUCUACUCGGACCGAGUUCGUCACCUGGAUCUAAGUUACAAUAAAUUGUCCUCGUUCGAAUCGCUGGAACUAUUCACCAAACUCGAAGAAUUAGUUCUGGAUAACAAUUACCUCACCGAUGAUAUCAUAUUUCCGGCACAGCUGGAUCGAAUCAAACUGCUGUCGUUGAACAACAAUAAGUUUUCGAAUUUGGAUCUGCUGCUGACGAAGCUGUCUCUCUGCUUCCCGAAUCUGGAGUAUCUGAGCCUGCUGGGGAACCCCGCCUGUCCGUGCCAUUUCCUAAACCUCAAGUAUUCCGAGUACGACUAUCUCAAAUACAGAUUGUAUAUCAUCCGUUACCUGCCGUGUCUCCGGAUCUUGGACGCCCAACGGGUCAAGAAGAUGGAGCGCGACUUUGUGCGCAGCCAGCAGAGCCAGGAGUACGACGAGGAAGAGAGCAGCGGCAGCAGUGGAAGCAGCCGCAAAGGCAACGCAUUGCGCCAUUGGUACGCGAGCCUAAGCACGGCGCUGGGGGUGCGUCCGAAGGAACCACCCGUCUACCAUCCACUGCCGGAGAGCCUACGCGAAGCCGGCGACCAUCGGGGGGCCUACGGGAAGUGCCGCUAUCGCUACAUUGGGGCACAGUCCGAGGGCAAUCGGUUCAUACUCAACACGGAUUUAUGAGUACAUAUGUAAAGUAAUUGUAUUUGUAGGAAUAUCGAUUUUUACACAGAUGAUUAAAAAUAAUAAUUAUAGAAAAAUA
This is a messenger RNA of Armigeres subalbatus, 1755 nucleotides long. Its product is annotated as leucine-rich melanocyte differentiation-associated protein. The record is from RefSeq and is a predicted model, not a curated record. Gene Ontology annotation, biological process: melanocyte differentiation. NCBI's taxonomy places the organism in Eukaryota, Metazoa, Arthropoda, Insecta, Diptera, Culicidae. Gene Ontology annotation, molecular function: protein binding. The coding region runs from base 912 to 1676 and encodes 254 amino acids. The transcript is spliced from 4 exons.